Messenger RNA from Osmia lignaria (orchard mason bee), 5279 nucleotides. Its product is annotated as integrator complex subunit 12. Gene Ontology annotation, biological process: snRNA 3'-end processing. Gene Ontology annotation, cellular component: integrator complex. NCBI's taxonomy places the organism in Eukaryota, Metazoa, Arthropoda, Insecta, Hymenoptera, Megachilidae. The record is from RefSeq and is a predicted model, not a curated record.
UAAAUGUUCACUGAAAAUGUUGAAAACGUGUGUAGUUACUUAUAUAAAACUUCAAGUUAUGCGAAUAGAUGUUGAUGUAAUUCAUUGUAAUCUAUUACAAUUAUAUGAUUCAUCAUAUACGAAUGAAACAUAAAUGGUUCCAUGCAACAUAUAUCCAAAGGUUAUAAUAAAUAUAAGAAUGUCACACUUGGAGUUGGAUCCCCAGUUUACACAAGGUUUACACCUUUUACAUUCUACUAAUAAAGAUUCAGCAGAACAGCUACGAGCACUGUUAGAUGAAGCAAUUAAACAGAAAUAUGGGCCCUCAAAGAUGUUAUCAAAUGUAUUACAUAAAAAGUAUAUGAUGGAGGAACCAGUAUUAAGCGAUCACAGCAGCAACAGUAGUAGUAAAAAGAGUAAAAGUUCAACAUCUUCUAAACAUUCGAGUAAAUCUAGUAAAAACAGUUCACCUGUGAACCUGCCAACGCGUGACACACCACCUGAUAUUAUACAGACUGAUAAUACUCUAGCAUUAGAAAUAUUAGAAGAUGAUCUUACAUGUGUAAUUUGUAAAGGAAUGGAUGUUGGAGCAAGAAACAGGCUUGUUGAAUGUUUAGAAUGCCACUCUUUGUAUCAUCAAGAAUGUCAUGUGCCACACAUUUUAGAUUCGCAAAUAGAUGUACCAGGAUUAGUGUGGUAUUGUUCGAAUUGUUCCAAAUCUCAGGCCUCAAAAGAAAGGAGCUCUCCAAAAACAGUGAUAGAGAGCAAAUCCAAAGAACAGAAAAAAUCAAACUCCAUAGGUGGGGGAAAUAAAGUGACACCAAAUAUUCACAUUAUAAGCGCUGAUAGAAGAUUAAAAGAUAUGAUGAAGAAAGCUAAACAGGACAAACGAAAUACAAAUACUACCCCAAAUUCAAAGAAUUCUUCAUCAAAUUCACCGUUAUUGUCUUCGACGAAAUCUCAGGAAAAAUCCUUACUGUACAAAAUUAAAUCAGGUGUAGAGUGAAGUUUUUAUCUAUAUUAACGUUGAAACGAUAUCUUAUAUUUAUACUAGAGAAAAAAUUUGAACAAAUUUCACUAAAAAGUAUAGCCACAAUGAAUAUAAUUAACUUCUGAUAGCAAAAUCAAUGUUUAUCAUUGAGAAUGACAUAAAUGAUCCCUGAACAAAUAAUCUUAAUUGAGUACCUUGCAAGGUUUCAAGCAUUAGGUUGAAUCUAAUAUUUUUACUUUUUACAUUGCUGUUAUUUUAUUACAGUCAAACAAUUUUUUCAUUGAAUUUGUUAUGAUAUAUAACAAAUAUACAAUGUAAUUUGAUAUUGUAAUUUUAAUUUGUACAAAUAUAUCAUUGAAUUUCUUUAAAAAAUUACAAGUUAAAUAACUUAUUAAAUGUAGAUGUAACUAAAAGUGGAAGAUCAUGGGAAUUUUUGAACAGACAUUACAAUAUCCAUUUCAUUUAUAAUACCAAUAUAUUUUUGCAAUUUUUCAAAUGCUUAUUUGUUUGUCCCUACGUCCCAUUGAAAAUUUGGCAAGAGUCAUUUCGUUCUCGAGUGUUACUUAAAAUCUACUUAUAUGCGAGAUGGGGGGUUGAAUUCUAUUUACACAGGGCUUUUCGUUACGUCUACACGCUUACGUUGAUAGAUACACACUCACCCCAUAACACAUGUAAAGCAGCAUUUAGCACACUUUUCACUCGUUAUUACAUACAUACGUAUUUUACGUGUAAGUUAUAUAACGAGAAAAGAUACAUUCAAAAUCCAUUAGGAAUGAAAAUGAGCCCAUUUGACAUUUUCAACCACGGUUCCCAAGAUUGUAUAUACUUAAGGUGUUUCUUUCAGGGAACAAUCAUCCCCCCAUCGUUUUCCGAAGCUUAACAAAGAAUAAUCUUAAUUCGACAUGAUGUUCGGAUUUGUCUAUACUACGAAGCAUGACAUUACUAAUCGACUCGUAAACCGUUAAACAUUCCUCAGUUAAUUACAAUACAAUACAUACGUUGGAUGCAGAAUUGACAAGCAUUUCAGAUGGAUGGAGUCAACUGUCGAGCGUACAAAGAAUCCAGAAAUUCCGCUGUAUGGUAUAUUCCUUAAUACCAUAUCUAAAACACAACAAAUUAGUCAACAUUCUCAAUUUCUUGAAAUAAUAAAUAAUAUGCUUCUUCUAUAUAAUAUAUUAAAAAAUAUAAAAUGAAUUCUAAAAUGAUAUCUUGCACUGUAAGGAUUUAAGUUAACAUGAUUGAUUCAAGGAAUGAACAAUGAGAUUUUUUAAACUUAAUGUAAGAAUAUGACUUUUCUUAAAUGUUUCCAUACUAAUUUAUAAGUACGUAAACAUUUUGAACAAUUUUAUAUAAUGAAGGCUUUUAAGGAAAAACAGCAGAAUUCCAUUGGAAUUUGUAUGUGCACAUUAUGCAUUUAAAAAGUGGCAUGUUACACGGCCUUCCAUCGAAUUGUGCUCGAACUUAUAGUAUCCUUUACAUACCAUAUAAGAUAUUCUACAUGAAAUUCUGAAAAUAAACAAUUAUAAAAGAUGUACCACAUAGUUAUCAAGAAUUUAUCUUCAGACAGUAGAGACAAGAGACAUAUGUUAUAUUCGUAUAUGUUGUGUGCAACUAUGUUAGCAUACGUCAAUCUGUGCUAUAUACAAAGAUUAUAAAUUAAAAAGUUUUGUAUGCCCUUCAACAAAUUAAUUCUUACAUUAUGGACGUUGUAUAAAGAUUAUCAUUUGUCUGUUAUACGACAAAUUAUGAAUAAAAAACAUUUGUUUUAUAAAAAAUACAAGUUAAUUUCGCAAUUCCAAGAGCUUCGUUUUAUCACUACACUUUACUAUUUUCCAUACAUUCGAAUAAUAUAAAAAUACGGAUAUUAAUAUUCAAUGAAUAUAAUAUAAAUAAUAUCUUAUGGAUUAUAUACAAUUAACAUCCACAAUUUAAGGGCUUGCAGUAUAUCUGUUCAAAUAUACACACAAAUAUAUAUUUCAAUAGCUAAUUCGCUACAAUUAAAACCAUCGCUCUUUAUCGCCAAAUAUUUGUUGUACAUUUUAUACAAUAAUUCAAUAUAAAGGAAUCUAAAAAUAUAUCUGGAGAAAAUAGCACGUGUACAAAUAAAAAAAUAUCAUCUUUUUAAGUAAAAGUUCUAUAUAUCAUUCAUCUAUUUUAUUUUGAUUGCUAAUUUGAUAAAGUAUAAAAAUAAAAGUAAUUUUAAUGUGAGAUUAACAAAAAUUGUACUAUUAAACAAAAAGAGUAAUAUACUUUGACACAUCAUUCAUGUAUGAACACUAUUUUGAAAAACUUUUAGUAGCAGCAGUAACAAUGUUCAAUAUUUUUAACACUGUGUUCUGUUUUGUUAUAAAUUAUUUUAAUUAUAUUCUAUGGACGACAAAGCGUGAUAGUAACUUAAUGAUAAAAUUAAAAAAAAAAAAAAUGUUUAAUAUCAUUACAACUAAAUUAUUGAAUGUUUGUGCAAAAUGAGAUUCAGAGCAUCAGACUUAUAAAAGUAGGUUCGUUAUAUCGGAACAAUAUUAACGCCAAUUAAUAAAAUUUAAAUAUAACAUUAUUUUUGAGAUUUCAUUUUGGAAGACUACACCUAAUAAUUUUAUACAAUGAAAAUGAAUGUAAGCUUAAUGUGAAUACUAUCUACAAGAAUGUUCUACUUUGUAUAUUUAUUAGUAAAAGAAAAUGCAUUACUUGCAUAAACAAUUGUUUCUAAUAAUUGUAUCAUACUCUACAAUAUAAAGUAGAGGAAGAAUAUAUAAUUUAUUUGGAAAUGUGAUUACUAUUCAGUUUUUAUACAACAGUGAAUAUCUUGUACACCCCUCUUAAUUUGAAUUAAAAAAAAGUACUACUCUUUUGUAGGAAUCUAGAAAAUUAUUUCAAACAUCUUGCAUAAUGUCGUUUAAAUUAUAAAACAAAAUAAUCUCUAUAUUUUCCUGACGAAUUCAUUGUAUAAAUAAACGUUGUUUAACAAAAUAAGAAUACCCAACAGAAUAAUCCUCCAUUAUUUAUACGUAGUACGUAUGUUUUAAUUCAACAUACAAGAAAGUUGACCUUAAUUCCUUAUUAGAUAAUAAACACACAUUAAAUAACGUGUUUAGAACAUUUCAGAAAAAGAUGACAACAGAAUAGAUCUAUAAAAUUCAUUCUGUUAUCAUUUGUUCCAUAUUCACAGCUUACACUUUGCAUGAAAUGCACCCUGGAACGGUGUCGUGUACAAUGUAAAAUUAAUCUAUCAUUAUAACUUGUAACGUUUAUGUUUUCUCAAACGUUUCUACGUGGACGAAAAACUGAAUUAAAAAUAUAAUAUUUCAGGAAAACUGUAAGCACGUAUAGUAAACAUAAAUAUGCACAUAAUUAUUUCGCACAAGAUACGUGAAAAAACAAUGCGCUAAAUCACAUAGAACAGAUUGACGUACGACUUUCCGUAUAGAUAAUUUGUUCGUCGGUAUAUAAAUAAAUAUAAUAUACAUAUAUAAUAGAAAGAUACGUAGGUCUGUUGAUCUUAUAAAAGAAAUCUGGGGACCUAGUAAAGUAGUUGAAAUACACGAAAGUGUUAAUUAAGUACAAGAGUGAGCGUAACUCCAGUCUUUCCAGACUUACAGGUUGACAAAAUGGUUAAACAAUUUUCUGUCAUUAAAUUAAAUUGUUACAUAGGUCUGUUACAAUAUAACAGUUUGUAAAAGCGCAUGGAAAAACUUGGCAGUGUACAAUGGGCAGUGAAUUGAAUUGUUAAACGCAUAGUUGGGAUAAUGUAAAAAAAAAAGAAAAUAAAAAUAUUAAAUGCUUUCAUAAAAAUGCAACCUUGAAAAUCAGACAGUCUUAUAUCGACUAAAAUGUAAUCCCAAGAAAAAUACUGCUUGUCGUUGUGUCUUGCAAAAUGUCUUUCGAUGCGUUUUAACCAUGGUGUUGACCAAUUGACAAAAUCCUCUAACACCUAAAACCAGCGCCAAAUACUUAUUAGAUGCAUACAAAACUUUUUACACGUUUUCCUCAAGGUUCAUUUUUCUUAACAAUCGAGAGAGUUUAAAACCUUUUUCUCGUCAGUGUACAAUAUAAAAGAUCUUUGCAUCAAUUAUGUGUUUUAUGCUUAACAAUAUACGAUAAUAACUAUUUUUGAACGGAUAAUGAAUUGAUAAUUAUAUCUCUAUAGACAAUAAUACAACUUAGAAAUAAUAGCUGUAAUAUAGUUUGUAAAAUAGUUGCAAAAUCAUUAUAUGAUUCACAUAGUGGCCUUUAAAAAUUAUAGCAACAGUCAUACUUAUAUACGAAUAAAUGUGUAAAUAGAAACAGACUCAAAAAUUGAAAAAAAAAAAAA